Molecule: messenger RNA, 4119 nt
Organism: Anopheles moucheti
Lineage: Eukaryota; Metazoa; Arthropoda; Insecta; Diptera; Culicidae
Product: box A-binding factor-like
Exons: 8
Coding region: 1-3291 (1096 amino acids)
Biological process (GO): cell fate commitment; negative regulation of transcription by RNA polymerase II; positive regulation of transcription by RNA polymerase II
Molecular function (GO): RNA polymerase II cis-regulatory region sequence-specific DNA binding; DNA-binding transcription factor activity, RNA polymerase II-specific; zinc ion binding
Source: RefSeq, a predicted model, not a curated record
AUGCCGGGAAAGGAUUGUUAUGAGCCGAGUUUUGGUGCGAUCGUGGGUGCGUACAAGUCGCCAGUAGUAGUGUCCCCGCAAGCUAGCACGCAACACUCGCAGGAGCAACACCAACAGCAAAGCAUCGAUAACGGAAGUAAACAGUCGGAAUCGCGAUCGCAACCCAACGAUAGCGAUCCGGACAGCAACAUCGGACGAACUACGUCAGAAACGGCAUCUCCUGCAGCACUGCUGGUAUCACGUGCAGAAAGUGGCGAUCGUGCGUGUGAAGUUGGUGAUAGGGAAACUGGUGAGAGUGAUAUAAAUCGAACGUUACACGAACAGAACGCCUUGCCAGGGAACACAACAGAAGCCGGUACUCCGCCGAGCAGCAACACACCCUCCGUGAUAACUUCCUGCUCAAAGUUACUGUUCGGGUCGGAUCCGGUGAAGGUGUCGGCGUACGGAUCGGAUCACCACCAGGAAGCGAGCCCCGGCUCCAGUUCUCCGCCACGUUUCUCUACCCUGCAAACGGUUAGCAACAGCAGCGGAGGAACAGGCUAUGCCCCGUACCAACAUCUUUGGCCGUGCGAUUUGAGCUACAAACCAGUGGAACAACGGGCCAGCUCCCCGCCGAGUGAACCUUCCUCGGGAGAGCUUACGCGUCAGCAACCAACCCCUCCAAGGGCAGUGUAUAUAGGCGAUCCGGACGCGGGAGUGUCUUCAUCUCCUUCGGGGCAUCUCGCUGUGGUGAACCAUCUAAACCCGUUGGUGUGCUCGACCGAUCCCUCGCUAAUAAGCGGAAUGCGCGGAAGUUUACUUUCGAUGUAUUCUUCGUAUGCGUCUCCGCUAGGCAGUGGCCCGCACCACCAUGACCACAUGGACGAAGCGACCGUCCUGCAGCAUCAUGUGCAAGUGCAAGAUGCACACCUUCGCGGAGACGACGAAAUGUCUGCGAUUAACCAUCAUCUGCAUCAUCAUCAUCAGCAGCAGCAGCAGCAGCAGCAACAGCAGCAUCAUCACCAUCAUCACGCGCAGCACCAUCAUCAUCAUCAUGAAGUGAUCGCGCCACAGCCCAACAUCGACGACAUGAUUGCGGACACGUUAAAAGACGAACAGUGCGGGAUCGUGGACAGCUACCUUACGCCCGCCAUGGUGAGCGAUCACCAUCACCACCAGCAGUUGUCGCAACAUCACCUGCAGCAUGGCCAUGGGAUGCACGAAGCGAAGGAGUACGCCAGCAUUUAUCACAACAACAACGACAAGAGUGUCAUCAACUAUAAUCACGCAGCCACGGUAGCAGCGCAUCACCAGCUGCAGUCGGAGCAUCACCAGCAGCAGCAACACAAUCACACCCAUACCAACAGCGGUGGCGAGUCGCGCAGUCCCGAGUAUUCGCACGCGCAUGACGAGUACGAUGGUGGAUUGCAGAGCUUCACUCAGUUGAUUAAUGUGUCUCGAGCGAGCGAUACGGCGUCGUCGAUGUACCACCGCCACCAACUGUCAGCCGAGGCUGCAGCGGCCGUUGCAGCCAGCGCGUCAUCGAACGGUGGCCAAACGCCGACAACGACCACCUCUUCGCCCGGCCCUUCCGAACAUCUGAGCCAUCUAGGCGGUGCCGGAUCAACAGCGGGCGGUUCUGUGCUGCUGCACACGGUUGGAAAUGGUGCCCAGGAACCGGGAUCCGGUGCCGGUGCCGAUGGCAGCCUCUCGCUGUACGACACACUCAACACGAGCGUUCUUUCCGGCGGUCCUUCGUACGGUCGCUGUUCGUUCCCGAGCAUGCAGUACUUCAACGGAACCUCCGCCGAUCAUCUUUGGUCGAGCGGCGUUUCCGGUAUGGAGAGUGAGUACAUGAAAGGGGCCCUUCCUGGCUUCCAGCGGAUCGUUUCCGGCACUAACACGUCGCGUGCCAAUCCCUACAGUACCGUCUCGUCAUCCUACCCGCAACAGAAUGAUACAUGGUCGCAGCAUUACGACGCCAGCACCAUUGCGUACAGCGUGGCAACGUCCAGCACCACCCCGGCAACGGUUAACAGGCGGGCGGCAGCAGCCACGACCACCACAACUCACUUCCCAGCGGCUGCCUCCCUUACAGCACUGGGCCUGGAUGCGGACUUGUUUACGGAGGGACGCGAGUGUGUCAACUGUGGCGCCAUUCAGACGCCCCUCUGGCGUCGCGACGGAACUGGCCACUACUUGUGUAACGCGUGUGGACUCUAUCACAAGAUGAACGGCAUGAAUCGUCCGUUGGUGAAACAACCAAGACGUUUGGUAAAAGAUCCUAGCUCUGCAAGACGAGUAGGACUGCAAUGUUCUAACUGCAACACAACCAACACUUCGUUGUGGCGUCGCAAUCAGGUCGGAGAGCCGGUUUGCAAUGCGUGUGGAUUGUACUACAAGCUGCACAAUGUAAAUCGACCACUGGCAAUGAAGAAAGAUAAUAUACAGUCUCGUAAGCGUAAACCGAAGGGAAGUAAGAACGGCGAUGGCAGCAAGAGUAACGCAAGUAACGCAUCGAGCAACCGCCAGAACAAUUCGAGCAGUAGCAGUAUAUCCGAGACACCGAAGAAGCAAGAAGGUAUGAAACUGAUGAAGAUUGGGGAAAACUCCACCUUUGAAAAGCUUAUUCCGUCAUCACCGUCAAGCGAGGGUAGCAACCAAUCUCCCGUGCAUCAUAAUCAUAUGUCACCGAUCUGCUACACUCCGCAAGUGCCUUCCCCAAUCACUAGCACCCCAUCAAGCGGUGCCAUAGUUAACAACAGCAAGUACAACCAGCAAAGCAAGGCGAGCAAUGCUUUUAUACUUCCUUCGCCCACACCGAUGAACAUGUUCGUAGGCAGUCCCACUGGUAGUGUAUCCGGACAGCAUCACCACCAUCAAUCCUCUGGCGGGCCGCUGAGUCCUGUGGGUUAUAGCAUGUCUGGGGUCGGUACUGGACAUGGCAAUAAUAACGGAUCUAUGGUAAGCUCCAAAUACCAUCAUAGUCCACCGCAGUCGCCUGAGGACAUGCUGUACUACGAUAUGCUACCGGCCGAUGUAAACGGUAGCGUCGAUCAACAUUCCCUGGCCACGAUUGUCAAAAUGGAACCAUUGGGUGGAGGUCACUACGCCGGUUAUCAGCAAACACUACAUCACGAUGGAAUUGUUGGUACGCUGGGACAUAAUCAGCAUGGAUCAUCAGGGGCACACAAUCACAGCCGCAGCCCUUCGUUGGCAGAUGAUGAGAGUGAGCAGGUUCACGGGCAGCAGGAUGUUAUCGAGAGUAAACACAACAUCAACCGCCCAACCGUGGUAUCAAUGUCCAGAUAGACGGGAUAAAUGUGCAAAAAUCCUCACGAAUGCAGACGAACGAAUCUCAUAGGGCUUUGCUUCGGUCUAGCUGUCUCUGCCUUCAGGGAUGCUUAUGAUACCAAAUGAACUGAAUAACACAAAAGACUCGACGAAUGUUAAUCAUAUAUUAAGCGAUUAGAUUAUUAGGUUAUUAUAGUUUAUACUGCACUAGCAUAAAGAACAUUUUGGGGUUAGUGCAAAUUUAUGUGGAUUGAUAGGAAGAGCAUAUCGGUAGGAAGGGAUGAGAGCUGUCAAUAGUUUUUUUUAUCCGUUUAUUACGUAGAAUUGUAAAAAGAAACCCACGAAAAUGGCCAUGACUUUUCGAAAAAAACGCUAUAAUUUUUACCAAUCUAAUGAAAUCAUGUCAAAUCAUGUUAAUGUAUCGAUGAAAUCAGAACCUAAGAUAUUGGAGGGAAAAUAUAUGAUCUGAUUGAAUAUAGCAUAAGUACAACCCGCUUGCUCCUGGAUAGAGCAAGCAGACUAAUAAGUAGCUGUAAAUAAUGUUCACUCAACUUGUGCAGAGGUUAGCCGAACAAUUGUACAUAAUAAUCAGCUCUCUGGAUACUUCGUAAUCGUUCCAAAUUGGUUAGACGCAUAAAGAAAUCUAGUGUUAAUGCUAAAUUGAGAUCUGAAAUUAUUAGCGCGUUGACGAUGGUGUAGAAACUUUGUUGAAUGUUGUAUCAUAUGAUUGUUUCGAUUCAUUUCCUCAAGAUUUGUAUAAUAUGCGUGUUAUGUUUGAUUAAAAAAAAAAAUGACUCGUAAUAACUUUAGAACUAAAAGAUAUGCAACGAUUAAAUAAAUGCAAGC